Molecule: messenger RNA, 3699 nt
Organism: Clupea harengus (Atlantic herring)
Lineage: Eukaryota; Metazoa; Chordata; Actinopteri; Clupeiformes; Clupeidae
Gene: tspan5a
Product: tetraspanin 5a
Cellular component (GO): plasma membrane
Source: RefSeq, a predicted model, not a curated record
AGAUGAAAAAUAGGGAUAGCCCAUAUUGCUAUCCCCCCCCAUGGAAAACGGAGGGCCAUUCCUUCCUGUCCUGCGUUUGAAGACCAGUGGAAAUGUCUCUCUAAAAAAUAAAUUACGCUGUUGUGAUUCUUUUAUUUUGGCCAUCACUCGUUCGCCUCGCAGUGUCCGCAUAUAGGAAUAAAAUGUCCUAUUCCACUGGAUACUGACUGCAGGAAGCUCUUGCAUCGCAGGACGGGCAGCUCCGGCGCGCUGAACCUGCUACUGUUGCCCCGCUUAUUUUAAUGCCUCGAUAGUUUAUCCCCCGAAGAAGCGUAUGCAGAAGAGAGGCGAAAAUGUCGGGGAAACAAUUCAAAGGACACGAGGUCAGCUGCUGUAUCAAAUACUUCAUAUUUGGAUUCAACAUCAUCUUUUGGCUGCUGGGCAUGGCGUUCCUGGCCAUUGGACUCUGGGCAUGGAGUGAGAAGGGUGUCCUGUCUAACAUCUCGUCCAUCACUGAUAUGGGGGGGUUGGACCCGGUGUGGCUGUUCAUGGUGGUGGGGGCCGUCAUGUUCAUCCUGGGCUUCGCGGGCUGCAUCGGGGCCCUCAGAGAAAACACCUUCCUGCUCAAGUUUUUCUCAGUGUUUUUGGGGAUCAUCUUCUUCCUGGAGCUGACGGCGGGAGUGUUGGCCUUCGUCUUUAAGGACUGGAUCAAAGACCAGCUGAACUUCUUCAUCAACAACAACAUCAGAGCCUACCGCGACGACAUCGACCUCCAGAACCUCAUCGACUUCACACAGGAAUAUUGGGAGUGCUGUGGGGCAUUUGAGGCUGAUGACUGGAACCUGAACAUCUACUUUAACUGCACAGACACCAACCCCAGCCGAGAGAAGUGUGGAGUGCCCUUCUCCUGCUGCACCAAGGACCCUGCGGAGGAUGUCAUAAAUACCCAGUGUGGAUAUGAUGUGCGAGCCAAGACGGACGCCGAGCAGAAGACCUACAUCCAUGUGAAGGGCUGUGUGCCGCAGUUUGAGAAAUGGCUGCAGGACAACCUGACAAUAGUAGCAGGCAUCUUCAUAGGCGUCGCACUACUACAGAUAUUUGGGAUAUGUUUGGCCCAGAACCUGGUCAGCGACAUCGAGGCUGUCAGACAAAGCUGGGUGCCCCCCCCUCUCUCCAUCUCCGUCUCCGCCCACCGGCCCCCUCCCCGCGGCAACAAGAAACACUACGCCUACUCAUGAGUGACGUACACACACACACGCACGCUUGUGUGUCCACCUGUUUGUUCACCUAAGGCUUCACCCUGGAGUACACAGGUGGCUGCGUGCAUGACGGAAUCAGCAUCAGAGGAACUGUGAAUGCCAAGAGCUGGUUGGGUGACGUGACCCCGGCUGGCCCCGAACACCUCCUUACUGAGCUAUGAAUAGGGUCCACCAGGCAAACUGUUUGUGUAAAGAAAUGUAUAAAAAGAAAAAAAUAUUGAGCAUGUGUGUGUGUGUGUGUGGAAGAGAGGUGAGUGUUGUGAGGUGAGUGUGAGAGAAGUGUGUGUCUGUGUGUGUGUGGAAGAGGUGUGUGUGUGUGUGUGAGAUGGAGAAGUGAGUGUUGUGAGGUGAGUGAGAGAAGUGUGUGUGUGUGUGUGUGUGUGUGUUUGUGUGAGAGAAGUAAGUGUUGCGAGGUGAGUCUGAGAGAAGUGUGUUUGUGUGAGAGAAGUGAGUGUUGUGAGGUGAGUGUGUGUAUGUGUGUGUUGGGAGGGGGGGGGCUAAAGAUGCACUGCAUGCCAGUCUUAAUGGCAUUGUUGUUGUUUUUUGUUUAUGUAUGUUUUUUUUAUUAGUAACACACACUGGUCUGUAGUUAUACUUCCUGUCCCACUGCGUAGGGUUUAGUGAAGUCACACGCGCCACACUCCAGCAACGUCACAUGCGUCACACUCCAGCAACGUCACAUCCGUCACACUUCUAUCAGCGUCACAUACUUCACACUCCAUCAGCGCCAGGCACAGCUUGUUACCAUCUCACUCCUGUGUUUGUAAACAAACAUCUGAUUAUGCUAACCAUGUUUUUUUUAUACAAUGUUUAAUUGGUAAUUAAAUGGCAUUUCUAAACAUGUGAAGCUGAACAUGUCUUUCCCAAGGAGUCUGAUGGUGAUGGACAGGACUAGAGUGUAGAACAGGGGUUUGUGUGUGUGUGUGUGUGUGUGUGUGUGUGUGUGUGUAGAACAGGGUUGUGUGUGUGUGGGACCUGCUGUGCUUUAAAGACACCAGCCAGUCAGUUUAAGCGGUAGUCUUACAUCACAACUGGCACAGAUGCACUCAGCCAUGUUUAAGACCAAACAGCAGCACUCAGCUAGUGGAGGGGUUAAAGGCACACUCCAUAUUUCCCUCAGCUAGUGAAGGGGUUAAAGGCACACUCCAUAUUUCCCUCACAUAUUUCCACUCAUGAAUGUAUUUUGGAUGUAAGUUUUGUUUUUUGGACAGAGCAGCUAGCUCGAGUAAGUACUGAGGAACCACACAGUGUGUUAGUAGCACUUAACAAGAAGCACAUGUUGAGGGAACUCUGUAUGUAGAGUUACUCUGUUUAGCUUUUGUCGUCUGACUACCUAAAUGAAUGCCUGGAGUCGAUACAUGGUCACAGAGCAGAGCUUUUCAUUGCACUAUUGAGCCACCAUGCAUAACUUAGCUUAGUUAGUGUGUGUGUUCACUAUUAAGCCACCAGGCAUAACUUAGCAUAGAGUCCUGAAUACAUCAGGGCAUGAUGAUCAGAGCGAAUCACAGCAGACCAGCAAGCCUUCAGCAACCAUUGAGUGUGUGUGUGUGUGUGUGUGCAAGCCUUCAGCAGCCAUUCAGUCUGUGUGUGUGUGUGUGUGUGUGCUAGCCUUCAGCAGCCAUUCAGUUACCACUCAACAACGCAAGCCCCAUAGCUCUGGAGCGGCGUUAUUGUGUGUGUUCAGUUCUUCACGCGUCCAAUAGCUCUGAAUCGUUUAUUCCUCAUGACUCCACGGUAGGCCUGAGCUCUGUGUGUGUGUGUGUGUGUGUGUGUGUGUGUGUGUGUGUGUGUGUGUGUGUGUGUGUGUGUGUGUGAGUUAAAAACCUGGUCCACUGCUGUAACUCCUGGUCCACAGUUAUCGUCAUCACAAACAAAAAACAGCAUUACAUUCAUAGAUUUUGUUUAUAUGUUUAUAUUUUUCCACGCAUUUUCCUUUAACACAUUUUAACCAUGUAUUUUGAUUUUACUAGUGAAAAGAAAUGAGUUUGUUGACUGACCAUUUUGUCCUAAAUGAAUGAAUACUGUGGUGGGAUGCUAGAGUCCCGGUCUGUUGUUCAGAGCUCUUUGAUAGGUCUCUGUUAGCCGCUAUCCUCAGCCGUUUGUUGACUUAUAAUUUGUCCCUAAUGAAUGAAUUCCUUUGGUGAAAUGCUAGAUGGGACUUGUUCAGCCCUCUGAUAGCUAGUCUCUGUUAGGCACCACCGGCCCCAGUAGCAGCACUCUUCGAAACUAAGCUAAGCGCUAACAGCUAACCACAAACAUGUUCAUGCUCAAAAAGGAGCAUAUGGGGAAAAUACAGCCGACCGCCACUAGGGGGCUCAAACAGCUCGAUGUCCAGACACAUCUGACUAGACGUCUAGACGAGAACAGCCGGUAACUAUAGUGACUACCUCUCCUGCCCUUCUUUGUUUAACCUGCUGGCCUUGUAAAAUAUCUACAUGUGUUAAUAAACAUGACAAAAAGA